AUGGAGCCAGACCACGAACAUGGGUUGGAGGGAGAGGGAUCCAGCUCGACCAAUCGCGCCAAGAAACAACGUCUCUCUCGCAAAUAUCGCGGUCUGACAUGUGCCAAUUGUCGCAUCAAAAAGGUUCGCUGCGAAGGCAGUCAGCCAACUUGCAAGACAUGCGAAAUCUAUCACGUCGAAUGCCGCUAUGACAAACCACCACCCCUUUCACAGGUUGUCGCCAUGGCCAAGAAGUUGCAAGAGGCAGAACAGACAAUUGAGCGUCUGCAAGGGACCGAAUCAAUGGCUGCGCGAUCAGAGAUGAGGCCAAACCCUAUUAACAAUGAAGUAGCACACACAUCUCAAUUCACGACCGACAUUCUACCUCCCAAUGUGCAAUUGGUACCAGCCAAUCAAACGAGACCCCCAAUCGACGUUCCAUUGGAAUCUUUUCAGAAUCAUCAGCCCCAACAAGACAUUGAAAGCUCUGCUGGUUCAGCGCCCGCAAUCACAGGCACGCCCCAGGAGUCGCUGGCUAGAGAUAUAAGCGUUGACGAACACGGAAAGAUAUGUUACUAUGGCCCAACUUCUGCAGUACACGAACCAAUAGGCCUAGCAUCCCCUUCGACCAAUUCCUUGGGCCGUGGUGACAACUCCAGAAGGAGCAAUCUUCGCGCUUAUCUGGUAUCACGAGCUAGGGAAUCUACAGUCUGGGAGGACUUUGCAUUGGGGAACACUGCAAUACAGCUUGGUCUUCCUCGUCAAGUCAUUGCAAAGCUACUACAUCUGCAUUGGACUUGGGUUGCACCAAUGUUUAUGUGGGUGUAUAGACCAGCAUUCAUGCGUGACAUGACGACCGGUGGGCGCUACUAUUCCGAGCUUCUCCUCCUCGUGCUCUGCGCUCAUGCCUCUAAAUACUACGACAGCAGCCAUGCCCAACUCCUUUUUAAUCGCGUGCGACUACUACUCGGUGAAGAGAUCCAGAAGCCGAGCUCGAUUCCGACGAUACAAGCCCUCCUUCAACUAAGCGCCAGAGAGCUCGCACAGGGAGCCAUCUCGCAGGCGUGGCUAUAUAGUGGCAUGGCGUUUCGCAUGUCUGCUGAUCUUGGCCUACAACACAAUGGACCGGAUAUAGCCGAUCUCAAGGGACUGGAUCCCGUGGAUCUGGAAAUCCGAAAGAGGCUGUUUUGGAGUUGUUACUUUUGGGACAAAGCUAUCAGCCUCUAUACUGGGAGACUACCAGCAGUCACAGAGCUACCACAAAGUCCAAUUGACUUUAUGGACGAUUCAGCAGAAUCCGAUACCUGGUCGCCCUACCACGAAGAUACUUCUCCCCUUACCCGACUGGCACCUAAUCAAUACCCAGCAAUGCAGAGUCAUGCAGUUUCGUGCUUCGCAAACUCAUGUCGACUAUCAGUCAUCAUCAAUGACAUAAUUGUACAGCUAUAUGCCAAGAGAAGUCGAGAGAUGACCGAGACGUCCUUGAACGACAUCAAGGCUAGGCUAGAUAGUUGGCGAGCUGAGUCUCCAGCGCAUUUACGCUACGAUCCUGAGAAUUUGCCUACAGCCUGUCCACCACCACAUAUCAUCUCACAAAAUCUACUCUAUUUCACCACGGUCAUCUUGGCGCAUCGUCCUUUUUGGUCGGCCCCAGCUUACUAUCAGGUGUGCAUAAGCGCGGCAUUGAGCAUGGAAAAGCUUCUACUACUACUCGAAUCGACAUUUGGCUUCGAGAAUAUUACAUAUCUAAUGGGGUACUGCAUUUAUACUGGCGCAUCAGCAGUCCUUGAAGACGCCAAAAACAACGGCGGUGCAUCACACCCCACUAUGCAGACCUUCCUCAGGGCACUGAAUGGUGGCAUGGCCAGAUGCCCACUACUGGAGCGAAGCUUGCACAUCAUCAUCAAAGGCCUCAAACGAUCGCCGGUCUAUAGAGCACCAGCCGAGAAUUGCGUAUCUGACAACACUACCACAACUGCAGCUGUCAACAGUUACAUCCCAGCAUUCCCGUAUCUGGAGCCUGUAAGCCCUAAUGACUUUGAUAUGGAUGCGUAUCUUCACAGCAUGAUGAAUAUGGAUACAAUGGCUUCACUGGACUGUUAUCCCGAGUUACAAAUUGAUUUGGACGAAAUGAUGAGACAUGCCCCACCAUAA
This is a messenger RNA of Fusarium graminearum PH-1, 2133 nucleotides long. RefSeq lists its product as uncharacterized. The transcript is spliced from 6 exons. Lineage: Eukaryota; Fungi; Ascomycota; Sordariomycetes; Hypocreales; Nectriaceae. Gene Ontology annotation, molecular function: DNA binding; DNA-binding transcription factor activity, RNA polymerase II-specific; zinc ion binding. Bases 1 to 2133 code for a protein of 710 amino acids. Gene Ontology annotation, biological process: DNA-templated transcription; regulation of DNA-templated transcription. The record is from RefSeq and is a predicted model, not a curated record.